Dendronephthya gigantea is the source of this 924-nucleotide messenger RNA. RefSeq lists its product as uncharacterized. NCBI's taxonomy places the organism in Eukaryota, Metazoa, Cnidaria, Anthozoa, Malacalcyonacea, Nephtheidae. The record is from RefSeq and is a predicted model, not a curated record. Gene Ontology annotation, molecular function: nucleic acid binding. The transcript is spliced from 2 exons. Bases 1 to 924 code for a protein of 307 amino acids. Gene Ontology annotation, biological process: DNA integration.
AUGGCGAAAGACGUUGUUAAGAGUUGCCUGAGUUGUCAGAGUACUUUUGAUAGAACAUACGAUGAGCCGUUACGUCCAACGCCAUUACCACCGAAUGUCUGGCACACAAUAUCAGUCGAUUUUAAAGGUCCAUUAAAGGAUGGGAAAUAUAUAUUGGUCGCGUAUGAUCUCUAUAGUCGGUAUCCAAUCGUGGGAUAUUGCAAAUCAACUUCGUUUAAAAAUGUCAAGCCAAUUUUAGACUCAAUGUUCGCUACUUUCGGACAAGUACAUACUGUUAAGACUGACAAUGGACCACCGUUCCAAGGACACGAAUUUCGUGAGUAUGCGAAGAAAAAAGGAUUCAGUCAUCACAGAGUCACUCCCAGACACCCACGAGCGAAUGGAGAAUGCGAGAGGUUUAUGCGUAACCUAAACAAAGCGGUACGUAUAGCGGAGAGAGAAAAUGUCGAUUAUCAAGAUAGGAUCACUGGCAUGCUGGAAGCUUACAGAGCAACGCCACAUCCCUCUACAUCAAAGAGUCCAUACCAGUUAAUGUUUGGUCGGAAAAUGAAUCUGAGUUUCUUUCCAAUUCGAGACAAAGUGCUUAUGAAAGAUCGUAGGACCGAUCGCCUAAAACCCGAAGUUGGUACGGUAGUUUGCAUUAAUGAUUACGCCGUAACCGUGCGAUUUCAAAAUGGAAAAACGUUCAAGAGAAACAAAUCGCAUCUAAAAGUGAUUAACGAAGCCGUGACCCCGAGUUAUCAAGAAAAAUCGAAAGAGAACGUGAAAAAUAUUGACGAGAAGCAGUCAAAAAGAAUUGAAGAUUAUUACUCGGAAAGUGAUACAGAUGAAGAAAAUAAUGAAACGACGAACCAAACCCAAAGGACAAGAUACGGAAGAGAAGUUAGAAAACCAGAAAGACUUGGAGAAUGGACCUACUAUUGA